UUUUAGUUCGAUACUGUACCUCGACUGAAUAAGUCACGGAGGACUCGUUUAUUGUUAAAAAUACACGUGCGGGUUAUUUAAAAUCAGUGGUGUUCAGUGAAAUUUCUGUGCGUAGUGAUGCUCCUUAAUCUGUGUUUCGUUUUAGUUUUAUAUAUGGUAGCUGUAUCAAUGUAAGUAGGUGGUGCAAAGAUAACAAUCGCAGUGUAAUCAUUGUCACUACUCGUACUAGAAGAGCAUUAAUGCCGAUGAAGCGAUAAACGUAAUAAAUGACAACCUUCAAAUUCUAAAUCAAGCAUAAUGUAGCAAUUUAAAUCCUAACUACUGAAAAACAUUAAUUAUCGAACUACCGGAAAACUAUACUACAUAUCUAUGUAAUCUCUAAUGUUUAGAUUAGCAUUGAUUUCUAUUUAAAAACUAAUCACUUGUAAAGGACUAACGUCAUUAUGUGAACGAUUGUUUCGUUGUGAAAACAAUUUAAUGUUAGAAAGACUGUAGUAAUAAAAAAAACAGCAAAUAUGGAUAAGAACAAUGUAAAUUUGGUCGAGAAUCAUCCAACAGAGGAUAAAAAGAAGAAUGUAGGAUGUUGGGCUCGAUUCAAGAGUCUGUUCGAAGACAGAGGCUUCGAUCUAGAGUAUGAAUAUUGCCAGGAAAGCUUAAGCUCAAUGAGUGUUCUUGGAGAAAAUCAGAGUGUACAAGAAUAUAGAAGAAUAACUGAGAGAAAAAGACCUUCAAGUAUCGUUAAAGCGACAUUACAGAACAAUAAUGUAAAUAAAGCUGACAACGUUACCGCUGAAGUUAUUAAUUUCUAUGAACAAUUCACAAUUGUCAGUGAUGAGAAGGAGGAUCCUGAUGCUUGGGCCAAGUCUGUUCGGCGCAGGGUUUCAAUGAGACCUAGCGCUAUUCUUACUAACAUAGCUGAGGAACCAGACGAUGAAAUUGAAGAGAACAGGUCGCCGCCGCCCGCCAACAUUCCCAAUGCCAUGCUCUACUCGCCGCCCGAGCCCUUAGAGUUACUAUGCGUGUUCCCGGAGCGAGCAUCGCGCGUUUGUGCGGCUGCAUGCGCGGCGGUCGCGCGGGCAGGCGGCGAGGCGCGCUCAGUGCGAAGCGCGCGCGACACGCUCGAGGCGUUACGACGCGAUUCCGACACCAAACAGCCGCACGUUAUCGUCGUAGACGCGCGACAACCUCAGACGCUAGACGCGUUUCUACUCGCCAGAGCUGUUCGCGGAACCAAGAACACCCAGCACAUAAUACUAAUCGCUGUCGUCAAGAAAAGUGUUUACCUGAAAGAUGACUUCGCAGUACUGCCCUAUUUGGACGCUGGUUAUAAUCGAAUAAUGGUGGAGACACUAAGUGCUACAGCGUGGUGCGCUGAAGUGCUGCAGUCGCGGGCUGCUGCAUCCGCUGCACGGGCUCAGAUAGCAGCCGUGGCAGCGCUCGCAGCCGCAGCCGACCGCUGCCGGGAUCUCAUAGCCGUCACUGAUGAACAGCAGAAGAUCCUUCUGGCGAAUAAGUCCUGGUCUAAAGUCCUGGGAUGGCGCGUCGAAGAAGGUCCGAAGCAGCUGUCUGACACUGCUGGGGGCGAAGCCCUGAGGCUGGCUACUAGUGGUGCUCGUGACUGGGAGGCUCCCAUCACACUGCGCCGCCGGACCACUCCAGAUCCUGUCCUGGUACCCUGCCGAGGAGCUGCUAUUGGGCUUACUAAGAGUACCUCUCACGUGGUGUUCGUGUGUGAGCCUAUCCACGCGCUGGAGACCGAGCGCGGCAGAGGAUCCUUGCACUCCAUCCGGCGAGGAUCCCUCGAUGUACGCUCCGUCGCAUCCGAUGGCCUGCGGAGAACUUCUCUUGCAAAGCUCCAAGGCUUGCCGCUUGAAGCCCCUAUUACGAAGGUGAUAUCGCUCUUGUCCACGGCUACUGAGGGGGCUCCUCCGUCGACGGUGGCGUACAUCGAGAGGGCUGUUGACAUGCUAAGGACCUCCGAACUCUACUCUCCACAAAUGAGGGAUGAUCCCAAAAUGCGUGUCGAAGAUCCCAUCGCUACCGACCUCAUUGGAGCUCUACUGUCGAGGGAGCAAGUGAAUACAAACUUAUACUUUAUGCAGGGACCGACGAACACGCUGUCGUCUCGCCGAAGCAGCAACGACUCCACAGUCGUCAGGUCGCAGACAAACAGGAGCAACAUUAAACACAAGACGACAGGCCAACUUCGAGAGCUAUUAGAUACGGCUUUAAGCUGGGACUUUGAGAUCUUCAAGCUAGAGGAACUGACCCGUGGAAGGCCACUGGCUCACCUUGGUCUGGCGCUCAUGGCAGGAAGGUUCGACAUCUGCUCGGCCCUGGAGUGUGACGAGCGCACUCUGCUGCACUGGCUCACCAUCGUGGAGACCAACUACCACGCUGUCAAUACUUACCAUAACUCCACGCAUGCUGCCGAUGUGCUUCAGGCUGUAGCGUACUUCCUGGAGAAGGACAGGCUGAAGACGGUCCUGGAGCCGCUGGAAGCCGCAGCUGCCCUGCUGGCGGCGGCGGCGCACGACGUGGACCACCCGGGCACGUCGUCCGCCUUCCUGUGCAACGCGCGCCACCCGCUCGCCGUGCUCUACAACGACGUCAGCGUGCUCGAGUCGCACCACGCCGCGCUCACCUUCAAGCUCACUCUCAAUGAUGAUCGAGUGAACAUCUUCAAGAACUUGGAACGCGACACGUACAAGCAGGUCCGGCACAACGUGAUCGACAUGAUCCUCGCCACGGAGAUGACGAAGCACUUCGAACAUCUCGCCAAGUUCGUCAACGUCUUCUACGCCAAGUCCAGCGGCAGCAAGGAGGAUAAUAUGCAUACUGAUCAAGAGCCACUAGCUCUGGACACGACGGCGCUGUCACUGCCGGAGAACGUGGUGCUGGUGAAGAGGAUGAUGAUCAAGUGCGCGGACGUGUCCAACGCGUCGCGCCCGCAGAAGUUCGCCUUCGAGUGGGCUAGGAGGAUCGCGGAAGAGUACUUCCUCCAAACAGACGAGGAGAAGGCCAAGGACCUGCCGGUGGUGAUGCCGAUGUUCGACCGCGCCACCUGCUCCAUCCCGCGCUCGCAGAUCGGGUUCAUCGACUACAUCAUCAUGGACAUGAUGGAGGCCUGGGCUGGGUUCAUCGACAUGCCCGAGCUAGUGAACCACGCCCGGCAGAACCACGCGCGCUGGCACGAGCUGGACGACGCCGGCGUGACCACGCUGGCCGACGUGCGGCGCGCGCAGCGACACCUCGCGCUGCCCGCCCCCACCACCACCAACCCCCCCACCACCGGCACCACCACCACCACCACCACCGAGGAGUAGACCCUCGCCCCGGGUCCCACAGACCCAGCGACCCGCGCGGCGUCGUCCCGUGCAGGAGCGGACCGAGUAUGGAUGUCAACGUUAUAAGUCUGAAACGGAUCAUAGGCAAGCUUGCCUGACGGAUGAGUCCGAUAAUACGCUUAUUUUAUACUUAUAAUAUAUCCGUGUUAGAGUGGGUAUCACUUAAAUUAUAAUUGUUGAUAUCUACUUUUUUAAGUAGUCGUAUUUAUUAGGUAAUAUUGAAUGCAAAAUAUUUACUGCAUCGAUGUAUCAUUGGAUUUCAUUAACUGUCCACAGAUGGCAUGGUUACCUGGCUUUGUGUGUACUUAAUGUUUUAACUCGUGAGAUAGAAUGUUUACUAGUGAUGUGUUGAACUGGCCUUUAUCGUCUCUGGACUUCACCGUAUCGAAUACGCGAAGUCCGGAGCCCUCGUAAAGGCGCGUAAUGAUCUACUAAUAAAUAAAAGCAUUUUAUGACAUUAAUAGAAAAACAAAUAAAACUAUGUAAUACGUUGUGCUUCUCUAUAAUGUCUGCUGUGAUGUCGUCUGUGGAUUCACUGGACAAUCGGCAUAAUCCACUAAUGUUGUAUUCAAGUUGCCAUAUACACGGGUAGGUAUGUUAGUUACAUAUUGUGUAAUGUUAUAAUGUUUUACAAUGUCCGUGAUAUAAGUGCCAUAUUAUUGAUUGGCCAUGUUUCAUUCGUAGCGGUGUACUAUCAUUUCUCACUGCAUCCCAUGACAGAACCUCUUCACAACAUCUACAUUUAGUUACUGGUAGAAUAUGAUUCGUAUGUAGCGAGGGCACGUGUUUCUUGACAACUUUAUCUUAUAAUGUAUUAGGAUCUGGGAUUCUAUAUCAAUCUGAAGCCUUCACCCCCGUGCCCUCGCGACAAGAAUCGCACCAAACUUUAUAAAUAUUUCUCUACUCCUUAUAUUGUUAUACUAUUGAACAAUUGGUCCAUUUAUACACUUGAGCUUUCAAAGAAUUCCUAUUUUUAUAAAAAAAAACUUUUUGUAGUGCGCACUUUCGGCCUCAAUCAUAUCAAAAUUCCAAAUUUUUUGAAUGAAAUUUGAUAAAAAAUGAAAACUGUUGAACAAUAAAUCUACGUAGAUUGUUUCGUUUCAUUCCUGGGGAAUAUUUUAUAACAUUUUAUACUUAACAAUUAUAAAUGUUAAUGUUAUUUAUUAAUAGAUAUAUUAGAACACUUGAAUAUUUCUUUAAUAAAAUAAUUUAUUGUAUUCGAAUAAGGUCUAACAUAUAUUGUAUGUAAUAGCGAUUAUUGAAUGAUGUAUUCGUCUAUAUGACGCUGGUAUUUAAGAGUUGUACUAUAGUGGAUACUACGAUAGUAAUGAGAUCAUAAAUACGCUUCCUCGUGCUCAAUGUCAAUACAUAGCGGUCUAAUGUUAAUGUGUUACAAUACCUACUUCAUAUAUUACGUAGUACGAUUUGCUACUCCGAUGUACUGUAUUGAUUAGGUCGCGGUGUUCAAUCUCAUAUUAUUUAUGUGAACCUACCAAAACGUACAUAAUACGCCUACUAACAAAUUCUAAUGAUCAAAUUAGUUAAUUUUUUGUUAUAGUUAGCUCAAUUUAAUUAGAUUUUAAUGAUUAUCUAAUGUUGAUUUGGGAUUGUCCUUCGGUGGAAAUGAUUUCGUCCUGUCCCAGGGUUUAACUUAGUCUCCUACUGGUUUGUACAUGUUUGUGUUAAUGUAGACAAAUCAAGAGCUAAUCCAACUGAUUUCUAUUUAUAUUGAGUUUAAUGUAAGUUGGUCGUGUUUGAGGAAUUAUAUCUAUUAAGGUAACGGGGGCUGGACCCCCAUAUUUAAAUGUGGAGAAUAGAUAAAAUUACAUUGUUGUGAAUUUUAUAUGCGGAGACGUGUGCUAUGCAUAACUUGUAUAAGUACCAAUUAAUUAAUGUUAAUGUAAAAUGAAUAAAGAUUCAAAACACUUCGCGAAGAAGUGAUAAA
Molecule: messenger RNA, 5292 nt
Organism: Spodoptera frugiperda (fall armyworm)
Lineage: Eukaryota; Metazoa; Arthropoda; Insecta; Lepidoptera; Noctuidae
Gene: Pde8
Product: high affinity cAMP-specific and IBMX-insensitive 3',5'-cyclic phosphodiesterase 8
Exons: 17
Coding region: 516-3326 (936 amino acids)
Biological process (GO): positive regulation of ERK1 and ERK2 cascade; signal transduction
Molecular function (GO): 3',5'-cyclic-nucleotide phosphodiesterase activity
Source: RefSeq, a predicted model, not a curated record